Molecule: messenger RNA, 2632 nt
Organism: Myotis daubentonii (Daubenton's bat)
Lineage: Eukaryota; Metazoa; Chordata; Mammalia; Chiroptera; Vespertilionidae
Gene: C12H2orf81
Product: chromosome 12 C2orf81 homolog
Source: RefSeq, a predicted model, not a curated record
GUCAUGGACGAUGGGGGAACCCUAGAGGAGGAAUGGUGAUGGCACAGGAUCCGGUGGACCCCAGCGCCCGAGCCAAGGCGGGUUACGGCAGGGUAGUCUCCAGGCCCUUCCACCCUCGGUUCGGCUCCCCGAAGCCCCAUGCCCGGGUUAGAGGUCACACCAGUAGCCCCUGGUCGGCUUGCCUGACUCCAGGAUCGCUAGGUCCCUCCGAAUCCGCCGCCACCAUAGAGACGACGCACUUACGCAGGCCGAUGGGCGGGGCGAACCACCGGAACCCGCGGCGCGCGGCGCGGUUGCCGGGGUAACUGUGGACAGGGCGAGCCAACCAGCGCACAGCGUGGUUGCCGGGGCGACCGUUAGGCGGCGGCGGCCGCCGGGGCGCAGGGAGCCGUAGAAACCUCGAGGUUGAAGACAAGAGGCAGCGAUGGCACACGAAAGCUCGAGGCAGGCCCGAGAUCGCGGGGCGACCAGAUCCAAGGCGGAAAAGGCGCGGCCGCCUGCUGUGCCAGUGCCCCAGGUGGACAUCGUUCCUGGGCGGCUCACUGAGGCUGAGUGGAUGGCGCUCACAAUGGUGGAGGAGGGCGAGGACGUGGUGGGGGACAUCUUGGCAGAUUUGCUGGGGCGUGUCAUGGACUCUGCCUUCAAAGUCUACUUGACCCAGCAGUGCGUCCCAUUCACCAUCAGCCAGGCCCGGGAGGCCAUGCUGCAGAUCAUCGAGUGGCGUUUCCUGGCUCGAGAUGAGGGAGAGUCUGCAGUGGCUGAGGACCCCACCUGGGGAGAGGACGAGGAGCCCUUGGCAAGCACAACAGAUGCCUGGGCUCAGGGAUCUGUGCCCCUAAUGCACGCACCAGCCUCGGUGGAGCUGGAGGACUUCUUCCGAUGUGAGGACCAAGGGAGCGUCGACCAGAUUUCUCUAGGCAGAGCGUUGAUGGAUGGAGGCUGUGAGGAGCAGAUGGAAUCCUCCAAGCCAAGAGAGACGCUCAGCCCUCCACCCAUCUCAGAGCUGUUUCAGGGGGCAGGCCCCAGGGAUCCUUUAGAGGAACUGGAAGACCAGGAAGGAGGCCGCCCAUCUUCGGCAGGGUCCAGGAACAUGAACCUCCAACAGCCGUCAGCCUCUGUGAAGAUCGUGGUGGAGACAGUUCCCCCUGGGAGCCCCCAUUCUUCUCUGGAGCAGUCCCUGGCAGCCAGCUCCCAGGAAUCGGCAGAGAGCACACGGCCCCUCAGCUCCCAGUUGUCACUAGAGAACCUCUAUUUCUCGCCCUCCACUGAGGACCUAAGCGAGCAGGUGUUCAAGAAGGGCGAGAAGCCCCUUGCUGCCUUGGACCCCAUCAUAUUCGGCCCCUCCCUCCAGCAGCCUUGGUGGAUGGGCUCACAGCUGAGAACGCUUCCCCGUAGGGCGGGCCACAAGGCCUCGGUGCUGCCGAGCCAGUGGGUACGCCCAGAAGUUGAGGUUGUGGAUACAGACACUGAGGUGCGCCCCCUGGAAAUCUACCGCAGGCCCCCCCAGGUCAAGAAGACAGAGGCCCUGGCCAGACGCCAAGCGAAUGACUCCAGUUGCCAAGCUUUCUGCCCGCUUCCUCCCAGCGGUCCUUUCCCUACUUUGCGCCCCGGCUCCCAACUUCCCCCCUUAAGCUUAGGCCCAUCAUCACCAUGCUCCCAGUCUAAGGGGCUCUUACCGGGCCCAGAGAGCCGCUUUCCUGAAAAGCACCUGAAGGCCUCCCAAAUGGCCCGCAGCCGCAGCCCCAGCCCCUGCACGUGGCCAGGUGCGAAGUGGCCGAGGGGCUGGGAGAGGGAGGCGGAGUUGCUGGAAGAGCUGUGGGCCGGCCGCAGCCACGUACCUCGGCAGGGCCACCGGGACCAGGAGGUCCAGGAUCCUCACAGGUGGUCUUACCUUGAACCCCAAAUCCUCAAGCCCACGUCCCAGGUGAUGUGGCAGCCAGUAUUGCUGCCGGAAGCCUUGAAGCUGGCUCCUGGUGUGAGCAUGUGGAACCCAACCACACAGGUGCUGCUCAGGUCUGGCCCACCCCGGCAGGAGGCCAAAAAAGGCUGUACCUCUCCUCCCAUUGAGUUGCACCCCAUCCAGACAGAAGCCCAGGUGACCGGGGCACAGCUAAUGAAGAGCUCAACCUCCAAAGUGUGGUCUCUCCCCUCCAAGAUCCUGCCCCAUUCUGAGCCCUGAACCUCAGCCAGCGGGAAUCCUAUCUUCCUUCCGUCAGCUUGCCAAAAAUAAACACCUGAGUUGCCUUAAGAAUUGGCCUGGUAUCUCUGUCAGUUUCUUCCAAAGAUGUGUAUUCUCGCGGAGCUGGAGAGGAGCAGUGGUCCUGGCAGGCCCAGAAGAAGAUAGAACACUGGGUCCAGGAAAUAAACCCAUUUGCACCCAUAGGAGACCCUGCUUCAGGGCCAAGGCUACUCUCCAGCAGAAUUCUGGAGAACCAUUCUCUCCUCACGAAAGAGCAGAGGGAUGUAAGGGCUGCAAGUGGGGCCUACCUCAGUUGGGAGAACUUAGUUCCCUGUGAGUUGGGGAGCAAGGGAAUGGCCCCGCUUGGGCAUAAAGUGAUUCAAGACAUGAGGAAUUUGAUUUCUUGCUUCCCUCGUCCCUGGAACUCCGUCAAUUCACUUUAGAUACAAAUCC